Messenger RNA from Hansenula anomala, 885 nucleotides. Its product is annotated as alpha/beta hydrolase. The coding region runs from base 1 to 885 and encodes 294 amino acids. Gene Ontology annotation, molecular function: palmitoyl-(protein) hydrolase activity. The transcript has a single exon. Gene Ontology annotation, cellular component: membrane. NCBI's taxonomy places the organism in Eukaryota, Fungi, Ascomycota, Saccharomycetes, Phaffomycetales, Wickerhamomycetaceae. The record is from RefSeq and is a predicted model, not a curated record.
AUGUCCAGCCUGCUCAAGAUGUUCCUGGCCACGACUGCUUCCGUAACGACGGCCUCUCUGCUGCUGCUGUACAAGUACCAGCUCAAACUGAUCUAUCCCUCAGGCUUAAACGAUGCAAGAGCCCCUGGUGCCUUCCAUUCAACUCCACAGGAAUACGAAAUACCCUAUGAGGAUCUAUAUCUAGAGACUGAGGACGGUGUCAAGCUACAUGCCUUUCUGUGCUUACAGGACCCUAAAAGCCCUGAUUAUCAAAACAAAACAGUGUUGAUACUGAAUCCAAAUGCUGGUAAUAUUGGAUUAGCUGUGCCAACGGUUUAUAAUUUUUAUCAAUUGGGGUUUAAUGUCUUUAUUUAUGACUAUAGAGGCUACGGCUUGUCGACUGGUGAAUCUACCGAGAUUGGAUUGAAGAAAGAUACUGAAACUGUGAUGGAGUAUAUCAAUGAACAUGAUCAAUUGAAUAAAAGUUUAGUUAUACUAUAUGGAAGAUCUUUAGGUGGUGCUGUGGCUAUUCAUAUCGCUUCAAAGAACUAUGAAUUAGUUAAAGGUGUAAUAUUGGAAAAUACUUUUCUAAGUUUGAGGAAAAACAUUCCUCAUGUUUUCCCCUUUUUGAAAUAUGUUGCAACAUUGUGUCAUCAAUUGUGGGAUUCUGAAACUGCCAUUUCGAAAAUUGAUCCAAAUGUUAAAAUGUUGUUCCUUGGUGCUGAAUUAGAUGAGAUUGUAUCCCCUGAUCAUAUGAAGAAACUUUAUGAAUUAGCUAAUGUUGGUGAUCGUUACGAAAAAUUUGUACUUUUUCAAGGAUUUCAUCAUAAUGAUACUACACUGGCUCCAGGUUAUUGGGAUAUCAUUAGUGAUUUCAUUGAUUUAAUAGAUUCUAAAGAGAAUUAA